AUGGCAGCAACAAUGGCUAGUAUGAGUCUUUCAACUCCCCGAGUAAUUUUCAACAGACCAGAGUCACUUCAAAAGUGUCAACCCAUCAGGUUGGCACCAGUUUUCAUGCUCAACCAAAAGAGAACCGGCACAGUGAGUUCGGGCAGGAUGUUAAGCAUUAGACCCGUACGUGCAUCACCGGAUAGCAUAACUGGAAAGGUGGAAGAGAGCAUAAAGAACGCAGAGGAGACAUGUGCAGGAGACGCCACUAGCGGUGAGUGUGUGGCGGCUUGGGAUGAGGUGGAGGAACUGAGCGCGGCGGCGAGCCACGCCAGGGAUAAGAAUAAGGGGUCGGACCCUCUUGAGGAAUACUGCAAGGACAACCCGGAGACUGAUGAGUGCCGCACCUAUGAUAACUGA
This is a messenger RNA of Vicia faba (fava bean), 399 nucleotides long. Lineage: Eukaryota; Viridiplantae; Streptophyta; Magnoliopsida; Fabales; Fabaceae. The record is from the annotation of a GenBank genome assembly.